Messenger RNA from Malus domestica (apple), 2528 nucleotides. RefSeq names its product patellin-4-like. The record is from RefSeq and is a predicted model, not a curated record. Gene Ontology annotation, molecular function: lipid binding. NCBI's taxonomy places the organism in Eukaryota, Viridiplantae, Streptophyta, Magnoliopsida, Rosales, Rosaceae.
UUUAAAAAUUUCAAAGUAAAACACAAAGUUCUAUCUGGUAAAGUUCAAUCAUGGCAACGGGAGAGAAGAUCGAAGAGCCUCGAAAGGAUAAUAAAGUCCCUCAUUCUGAAGAACAAGAAAAAGAGUUAUCCAAGGAUAUCCAAGACAAGGGUAAUGAAGCAAAGGAUUUGAAAAAUGUUGGGGAAAGUGGUGAAUCUAAAAAGAAUGAGGAUGUCACUGAGAAGGCGGUGGCCGAGGAGAAGAAGAAGAAGAAUGAGGAUGAAAUACAGAAGAAGAACAAUGCAGUUGAAAAGGGAGAUGAGAAAAGUUCAACAAUGGCGAUAGAAGAAAAGCUAGAAAAUCCCCAGGAGGAUGUGAAAAAUGUAGGUGAGGCUGGUGAAUCUAAAAAGGGUGAGGGUGUAAUUGAAAAGGAGGUGGUGGAGGAGAAGAGGGCGAGUGAAGGUGAAACGAGGGAGAUUGUGGUGGAGGAUAAGGCUAAUAAAGGAGAAAUUGAGGAUGUGGUAUUGGAAGAGAAGAACAAUGAUCAGGUUGAAAAAGUUGAGAAAAGCUCAUCAUUCUGGGACUUAAAAGAGCAGGAGAAAAGGGCUUUGAUGGAGUUGAGAUCGAAGCUCGAAAACGCAAUACUUGAGAACAAGUUGUUCAAGGGAAAUAAGAAGAAAAUGGUGGAGCAUGAGAAGGAAAAGGUAUUGGAGAAGGAAGGUGGAGAGAAAGAGAAAGUAAUAGAGAGUGAGCCUGUGAAGGAAGCUGGGAAAGAGAAAGAAAGUUCCGAGAAAGUAGAAGAGGUUGAAGAAAAGGGAAAGAUAUCUGAGAAGGCAGGUGGGGAGGAGGAGAAAAUCAAUGAGGGGAAAGGAGAGAAAAAUGUUAUGAAACAAGCUGAGAAAGAGAAAGACAGUUUGAGGAAAGUAGAAGAAAUUGAAGAAAAGGGAAAGAUAUCGGAGAAGGAAGGUGGAGAGACGGAGAAAAUAAAUGAGGCGAAAGGAGAUGAAUUAGUCGUGGAAAAAACUGUGAAGGAGAAGGAAGGCUCUAAGGAGGUAGAAGAAAAGUUAGUAGUAAAAGAAGAGAAACAUGACGGUGAUAAACUUGCCAAGCAAGAAGAUGAGGAAAAUGCGGAAAAGGCAGAAGAAGGCCUGAAAGAGAACAACAAUGAGGCUAUUGAUCAGGAUAGAAAGCUUGACGUUAUCGAUAAGGAUAUCACAAUUUGGGGGGUACCCUUAUUGCCUAGUAAAGGAGAUAGUGGCACUGAUGUGAUACUAUUGAAGUUCUUAAGGGCUAGGGAGUUCGAUGUCUAUGAUGCUUUCGAGAUGUUGAGGAAUACGCUCCAAUGGAGGAAGGACAACAAGGUGGAUUCGAUCUUGGAUGAAGAAUUUGGUGACGAUCUUGGUUCCAUAGGGUGUAUGAAUGGUGUGGGUCGUGAAGGACAUCCGGUUUGUUAUAGUAAUUUUAAGCUGCUUGGGGAUGAAGGGGUGUAUGACAAAAUACUAGGGACUGAAAAGAAUCGCGAUAUGUUUAUAAGGCGAAGGGUUCAACUGAUGGAGAAAGCAAUUCAGAAGCUCAACUUUAAGCCUGGUGGAGCGUCCUCAAUCCUCCUAGUCAAUGAUCUUAAGGACAUGCCUGGUCCUUCUAAGAAAGAGCUUCGACAUGCUACAAAGCAGGUUGUCGGGAUACUUCAGGACAACUAUCCUGAAUUUGUUGCAAGAAAUAUCUUCAUCAAUGUUCCAUUCUGGUACUAUGCCCUAAGUGCUACUAGCGCUGUCCUAUUGCCUUUCUUAACUCCAAGAACCAACAGCAAAGUUGUCUUCGCACGCCCGUCCAGGGUCACGGAAAUCUUGCUCAAGUAUAUAGCUGCAGAGGAACUACCGAUCCAUUAUGGCGGGCUGAAGCGGGAAGAUGAGUCUGAUUUCUCAACUGAAGAUGCUUCCGCAGAGAUUACUGUUUAUCAAUCAUCAUCAGAAACUAUUCAAAUCCCUGUACCAGAGGCAGGAACAACUUUAAUGUGGGAAGUUACCGUGUUGGGUUGGGAAGUACACUACAAGGAAGAAUUCUUUCCAACUGAUGAAGGAUCAUAUGGCAUUAUCAUUCAAAAGGGCAGGAGGGUUGGUGCGCAAGAGGGUUCUCUCCGAAAUUCUUUCACGAACAACGAACCUGGAAACGUUGUUUUAACAAUUGAGAACGGAUCAUUGAUGAAGAAGAACGCGUUUGUUAUCGAUACAAGGUCAAGAAUGGUUCUUGAGAAAUUGUACUCAGUCUGAAAAGUGUUUAUGAAAUUGUUCAAGAUAAGCAGUAGGCCUGGGAAGUCCCAUACAAUAAGUUACAUAGGUAGCACAAGUUUUCUUUUAGUAAUGACAACGUUAUUUAACACAGCAUGGUUUUGGCCGUGUAAUUUGUGAAUGUGUUUCCACUCGGAAUUGGAUGACAUUUUUUUCUAUGAAUUUUUGGAGGAUGAUAUUCAUAUGUAACCUUGUCGCCGGCAACAAUUUUGUGUCGGUGGCGGCGCAGCCAUAUUUAUGAAUCUUCAAGUUUUGUUUGUA